UUGUUGAUGUUUCACUGAAAUUCAGAAUUUCCAAGUAAACACAACACUUCGUAAAUGGUUGACGUAUUUUUCAAACCUACAAUUCACGCAUCGAAAAUGGAACCAUUCCCCAAUUUGAGAUGCAGUUGGACCCACGUGAAUAUUAUUUUAGGGUCAGAUUUGUCUCAUAUUUUAUUACCACACGUGAAAUAUAAACGAAUUAAGGAUAAGUAUUAAAUAAAUGAAAAUAGAAAAUUAAGUGAGAAAUGGAAACUUUAACUUUUGCUAAAGAUUUAUCAUCCCCGCAAGAAAUCGGUGUUUUAUACUCGGUCCAAAAACGAAUCCUAGAUCUUUUGAAGAUCACUUAUCACAAUUUUAGUCAAGAUAGACUAAAUUCGACAAAUUCCGGUUACGGACGUCUUGGAAAUGAUGGAAUUGACGUUGAGCUAUUACUUUCAUCAUUUACAUUCUGGAUGAACGGAUUCUUGUCGCUAUUCACAAUCGUGACACUUUUAAGCCUAGUCUUUUACGCGAUUACACAUUGGACGAGAACGGCCAGACUGCUCAAUAAAUUUCCAGGACCGAGACAGUUACCAUUUUUGGGAAAUUUUACCAUGAUUUUGGGACCUUAUGAAGAUUUGCAAGGAAAAAUUAGCAAAGCAAUAUCGGAAUACGGUCUUGGAACGGGGUCCAUGCGUUUGUGGUUUGGAUAUAAACCCGUCCUAGUUGUGGCCAAUGGCAAAAUUGCGGAGAAAGUCUUGACCGGAUAUGCAAAUGUGGAGAAGGGCGACAAUUAUGGAGCAUUUCAUCGCGUCCUUAAUCAAAGUUUAGUAACUGCUCCAGGUCCGAAAUGGCGAAAAGACCGUAGAUCUCUCAAUCCCGCCGUGGGUUUCCAGUAUUUGGACGGAUUCAUGAAAAUAUUUAACGAACAAGCAAAAAUUCUGGCAGAAAUUAUGUCCGAAACUUUUAAUCAAGACGACGAACCAGACAAGUUUAUCAAUCUUCUCCCGUACUUUAAUAGAGCAACGAUGGACUCUGUUUUCCAAACCGUGCUUGGAUCAAAACAGGAAGCUCAGAGAAAUCCACAGUUAGAAUUUGUCGAAAAAAUGAAAGGAAUUGUAAAAGUCACCCGGUUGAAGUUGCUUCGUCCGUAUCUCGACUUCCCCGUAAUUUGGCGUCUUUUCGGAUACGGAGAUGAAGAAGAGAAAUGCAUCAAUGCGCUCAUGAAUUAUUCAAAAGUCUUAAUCGACGCCAAAUUCAAGGAGCGCGAAGAAACCGGGGCCGUCACGGGGACCGCGACGCGACCAUUUCUCGCUUAUCUCAUGGAUGGCACGGAUGAUCGGGAGGAUAUCGCGUAUCACAUUAAUGCCCUAAUGUUCGCGGGAGCCGAAACUACCGCGAGUGGGAUGAACUACUUACUAUUUUUGCUCGCACUCAACCCUUCCGUUCAGAACAGGCUUAUCGAAGAGGUUGACGUCGUAUUUACCUCCCGACUCGAAGAUGACCAAGAUGUCACCGUAACGCAGGCGGAUCUCACGGAUUUGAAAUAUACCGAGUGCUGCAUUAAAGAAGCGCUCCGAUUAUACCCUCCAGUUGCGGGAUGGUUCCGCCGAAUUACGAAAGAUGUUGUCUUAGACGAUGGUAAAAUAAUCCCACGUGACGCGCAAGUAGCCAUUCUUCCCUAUGAGAUCCAUCGCAACACGGAAAUAUUCCCGGAUCCCGAACGUUUCGACCCGGAUCGGUUUAGUCCAGAAAAUCGGGACAAAAUCCCUACCGGGUGGUGGAUCCCGUUUUCACAUGGACCACGAAAUUGCAUCGGCCACCGUUACGCCAUAAUGCAAAUGAAGACCAUGAUGGUCAAAAUAUUUACCCGGUUUACCGCCCAUACUAAAAAUACCCGUGAAGAGCUAAAAAUGGUUUACGGACUCGUGUUAGAACCAACGCCCGAGAUCAAAAUCACACUUAAAAAACGGACAUAGUUUUUAUACGUAGUGUUAAUUAUUUUAAAAAAAUAUCGUUAAUUUAACUGUUAAUAAAUAUUUAUAAUAAAUCCUAUUUUAUUGAAUGUAUCACUA
This is a messenger RNA of Folsomia candida, 2054 nucleotides long. RefSeq names its product cytochrome P450 4c3. NCBI's taxonomy places the organism in Eukaryota, Metazoa, Arthropoda, Collembola, Entomobryomorpha, Isotomidae. Bases 246 to 1958 code for a protein of 570 amino acids. Gene Ontology annotation, molecular function: monooxygenase activity; iron ion binding; heme binding. The record is from RefSeq and is a predicted model, not a curated record. The transcript has 10 exons.